Messenger RNA from Leucoraja erinaceus (little skate), 3753 nucleotides. RefSeq names its product notum, palmitoleoyl-protein carboxylesterase a (gene notum1a). NCBI's taxonomy places the organism in Eukaryota, Metazoa, Chordata, Chondrichthyes, Rajiformes, Rajidae. The record is from RefSeq and is a predicted model, not a curated record. Bases 482 to 2044 code for a protein of 520 amino acids. Gene Ontology annotation, molecular function: hydrolase activity. The transcript is spliced from 11 exons.
AGUACGCCCAUAUUCAACCUGGGGAUUUGUGAGCGCCUUCGCUGGCAGAGAGUCAGACGGUUAAUGAACUAAGUGGCGAGAGAGACAGAGACAGAGAGAGAGAGCGCGGGGAGAGAAGGAGAGAGACAGAAGCAACGAAAAUCUCCCGUCCCAUAUUAGUUAUCUGAAUGCAACAGAGUUUGAAGUUGAGCAUUUAACGAGGCGAGAGAGAGUUGGACCUACGCGUAAAGUUUCCUAGAUAUAGAAUUCAGUUCUACAGAGUUUCUCGUGUGCAGUUUAGUCUCGGGAGGAUUUGGACGCCUUAUUGGGAGAGGUUUAUUAUAAAUUAAGACAAGUCGAGUGAAAUCUCACCCCCCUCCCCUAUUUAUUAGUGUGGUGCUUGAUACUGGAACCCCCUUACACUAGUUCCCAGCCGGGGGUAGCGGGAGCGGUUGUAGACAGAGAGAGAGACAGGGACAACUCGCAAACAGGGAGAGAGAGGAUGGGAUUUGUUCAGCCGCGUCUCUGGCGCCCGUUGCUCCUUCUCCUCGCCCUGCUCCAGUUCGGCGGCUUGUCCGAAGGGAGGAAGAGCUGGCGGGCCGCCGGCCGCCACAAGCCGGACUAUCGCCGGGCGCAGGGACUGGCCGCCCGCGAUAGGAACCAGGCGCCCGGCUGGAGCCAGCAACAUCAGGCCGGCACGGCGGCGGCUACCGAGGAGGAGAGCUUCACCCUGGACUUCACCGCCGUGGAGGGCAAUAUCGACAACUUCAUGGCGCAGAUCAAGAGCUUGGCUCAGUCUCUGUACCCCUGCUCGGCCCAGAAACUCAACGACGAUAUGAAACUUCACUUUCUGGCCAAUUCUUCCGUUACCUGUAACGAUGGCAGCGCUGCCGGAUACUACAUUAAGGAGUCUAAAGGAAGCAGGAGGUGGCUUGUCUUUUUAGAAGGGGGCUGGUACUGCUUCAGCAAAGAGAACUGUGACAGCCGCUACAACUCCAUGCACCGUCUGAUGAGCUCCACCCACUGGCCUCACAGUAAAACAGGAACGGGAAUGCUGUCUUCUCAGCCGGAAGAAAACCCUUACUGGUGGAAUGCUAAUAUCGUUUUCAUCCCUUACUGCUCGAGUGACGUGUGGAGCGGGGCAUCCCCGAAAUCCGAGAAAAGUGAAUAUGCUUUCAUGGGAGCGCUGAUUAUACAAGAGGUUGUCAAAGAACUAUUGACCAAAGGCCUUGAAAAUGCAAAGAUUCUUCUGUUAGCAGGCACCAGUGCUGGGGGGACUGGCGUUCUCCUGAAUGUGGAUCGAGUGGCUGAGCUGCUGGAGGAGUUGGGAGUACGUGGAGUGCAGGUGCGCGGGCUGGCCGACUCGGGCUGGUUCCUCGACAACAAGCAAUACCAGAGGACGGACUGCAUCGACACCAUAUCAUGCUCUCCCAGUGAAGCGAUCAAGAAGGGGAUAAGCUAUUGGAAUGGAGUCGUGCCAGAAAGAUGCCGGGAACAAUUCAAGGAUGGGGAAGAGUGGAACUGCUUCUUCGGAUACAAAAUCUAUCCCACGUUAAGAAGCCCGUUGUUCGUGGUGCAGUGGCUCUUUGAUGAAGCACAGCUCAUGGUGGACAAUGUGCAUCUCACUGGUCAACCUGUUCAAGAAGGCCAGUGGAACUACAUCCAGAACUUGGGGCGGGAGCUGAAGAAUACUCUCAAAGAUGUUCCGGCCGUGUUUGCACCUGCCUGUUUGUCUCAUGAAGUUAUCACAAAAAGCUACUGGUUGAACCUUCAGGUGAAAGGCGUCUCUCUGCCGCGGGCACUGCACUGUUGGGACCGGAGCCUGCAGGACGGCGCCAGGAACAACGGCAAGGGCUCGCCGAAGGGCUGCCCGGUCCACCUGACCGACAGCUGCCACUGGCCGCACUGUAACCCCACCUGCCCCACCAUCAGGGACCAGUACACAGGCCAGGAGAUGACUGUGAUACAGUUCCUCAUGCACAUGGGAUUCGACAUACAGAAGAUGGCUCAGCAACAGGGCUUGGAGGUGAGCAAACUCUUGGGCAUGCUGAGCAGCGGGAGCUAAGGCAAUCCCCUCCCUCCGGCCUCUCUCCGGGACUGACGAGACUCGUGGCCGAGGGAAAGAAGUCCGAGCCCACACUCGGAGGAGAACCCGACGGGCCGGCCUUUCUUUCCUCCUUCACUUUCUGCAACCUCACACAACCUCUCACCACAAGACAAAAUUAUUUUUUUAAAGACAACACACCCCUGCAAACGCCACGGAAAGAUAAACCAGGCGCGGCGGGAGAGCGCUGGAUUGUUUCACGCGCGGCACGAGAAAGGAAGGAGCGGUGUUUACCGAAAUAAAUUUACUGGUUGUCACGGAUCGGAUCACAGAAACACAACGCAGACACGUGUACAUGCGUACGUGUAGGAAGGAAUUGCAGAUGCUGGUUUAAACCGAAGAUAGACUCAAAAUGCUGGAGUAUUUUGCUUGGGCAGCUGUCAGCCCAGUGGUUUGAUUGUUGAUCUCUCUAGCUUCAAGUAACCCUGGCAUUCCCCCCUCUCUCUUUCUCCAUCCCUCCCCCACCCGUCAAGUCGCACCAGCUUCUCGUUCUCACCCAACAAACAGCUAAACAGUGGCCCGUUUUCCUUUAUCAUUGUCAUUUUUUUUUUUGGCAUCUCUUUCACUCAUUUGUUCUUCAUCUCUCCACAUCGCCGUCUGUAUCUCUCGCUUCCCUGAUUCACCAACCAGUCUGAAGAAGGGGCUCGACCCGAAACAAUUCUCAAUUGGCAAAGUGUACAGAAAUGUCCCACUGAGACCACCGCAUGCAAGAGGCGACGGGUGUUGGCACCAUUUUCAAACUCCCCCGUGCCCCAAGGCUGGACUUAGUCUGGGUUAACGCCGUAACGUAGCCAGGGUUAGACUUCCUCGUAGUGUUGGAGGGUCUACAGUGCAGAGACAGGUCAUGUUGGUGUAAAUGUACCUUGCCCUCAAUAGACAUUAGACAAUAGGUGCAGGAGUAGGCCAUUCGGCCCUUCAAGCCAGCACCGCCAUUUAAUGUGAUCAUGGCUGAUCAUCCCCAAUCAGUGCCCCGUUCCUGCCUUCUCCCCAUGUCCCCUGACUCCGCUAUCUUUAAGAGCCCUAGCUAGCUCUCUCUUGAAAGUAUCCAGAGAACCGGCCUCCACCGCCCUCUGAGGCAGAGAAUUCCACAGACUCACAACUCUCUGUGUGAAAUAGAGUUUCCUUAUCUCUUGAUUCCAUCUUGCAUUGUCUGCCUCUCAUCGUCACUUUCCCCGAGCUCACAACCAUCCAUUUUCCUUCAGUUUCGCCCACUUUGAUCUCUCGUUUUCACACCUUACACGCACAUAUCUCUCGUUUCUCUCUUCCCCCGACUGGGGAAGGGUCUCGAGUCAACCCGAGACGUCGCCCAUUCCUUCUCUCCAGAGGCGCUGCCUGUCCCGCUGAGUUACUCCGGCGCUUUGUGACUAUAUCUGCAGACACACGUAUCCCCCUUCCCCCCCCCCAUCAGUUAACAGUGUAACACCAGGACAGUGCACUACACACAGGGACAUUGAGGCCCUCGGUGUCUCAAGCUAUAACGCUGUGUAUUUUUUAACAAAACUAAAACCUGUGCUAAGUUGGUAAUUUUACAUAUUUAUUUUAUUAUGUAAAUCAUAUUUAUAAGUGUUAUGCAGGCAAAGAGCUAAAUAUGUUUCUUUAUAAAUUGUAAAUACUGUCUCCUAAUUGCAUGUUUUUUUUUGUAAUGGAAUUAAAAUCAUCUUAUGACAACC